This is a messenger RNA of Letharia lupina, 831 nucleotides long. RefSeq lists its product as uncharacterized. The transcript is spliced from 4 exons. Gene Ontology annotation, molecular function: protein binding. The record is from RefSeq and is a predicted model, not a curated record. Bases 1 to 831 code for a protein of 276 amino acids. Lineage: Eukaryota; Fungi; Ascomycota; Lecanoromycetes; Lecanorales; Parmeliaceae.
AUGAAGCUAGCCCGUACGGCAGACCUUGCCGGUAUGGAAGCCAUGUUCGAGGCCGGGCAAGCGUCUCCCACUGACGUAGCUGCUCGAACAAACAGUGUCCAGCUGAUUGAGUACUUGUUGAGUAAAAGACUGAACGCAAGUACGACGGAUGAUGAGGGCGAAACACCUCUCCACCUUGCCAUAGCGCACUCGAGUGACUACAACGUCUCCAGACUGUUGAUCGACAAAGGUGCCGACAUCAACAGCUCCAGCAUCGACGGCGGCAGCCCACUGCACACCUUCUUCAACGAGACUGUCAGCAGAGUGAUUCUGUGCCAUGGUAAAUCCAUGGAAGCCAACACCAAAGAUAGUAGAGGUCGAACGCCCUUACACUACCUCGCGUGGUCCAGCAGGUCCACCGUGAAGGACAUCAACGCUUGUCCGGUCGAUGAAUCAUGCUUUGCCGCACAAGACGAAGAAGGCAGAACGCCCCUGCAUUUUGCCGCGCGACGUGGAAACGUAGAGCUUGCAAAAUACAUGAUCAACCUGCUACCAUCCCCGUCCAUCAACCAAACCGACCGCAAUGGCCAAACGGCAUUUCAUUGCGCCACGGAAAGCAAAAGAGUGGAGAUCAUAGAUGUCAUGAAAGAUGGCGGACUGGACGUCCGUGGCAGGGACCAUCGGCGGCGAAGUCCGCUCCAUCACGCGGCGCUCCACGGCAACCUGGACGCCGUCAGGAAAGUCGUCGCGCUUGCCGGGAGGCAGGAAUUGGAGCAGAGGGAUCUCGACGGACGGACCCCGUUCCAGCUCGCGGAGCGUUACGGCGGCGGGAGAGAGCCAGAGGCUACAUGA